This is a messenger RNA of Penicillium riverlandense, 1578 nucleotides long. RefSeq names its product sugar porter family MFS transporter. The transcript has a single exon. The record is from RefSeq and is a predicted model, not a curated record. Gene Ontology annotation, cellular component: membrane. Gene Ontology annotation, biological process: transmembrane transport; carbohydrate transport. Bases 1 to 1578 code for a protein of 525 amino acids. Lineage: Eukaryota; Fungi; Ascomycota; Eurotiomycetes; Eurotiales; Aspergillaceae. Gene Ontology annotation, molecular function: carbohydrate:proton symporter activity.
AUGGCCCCUUCCAACAAUGCUGGGUCGCCGACUUACCUGGGCCUUAAGGGCCAAAACCUCGUCUAUGCUGUGACAGCCUGCUGCUCAUUCGGGUUUCUUCUGUUUGGCUACGACCUUGGUUUUAUGGGAGGACUGACGACCUCCCCGGAAUUCCUAUCGGUAUUCGGCAACCCUAGCGCGUCGCUGCUUGCUUUCCUAGUCGCCUCUUACGAAGUCGGUGCCCUCAUGGGGGCGCUCUUCCAGUUUCUCCAAGGAGACCGAUUUGGACGAAAACCUAACAACAUGGCGGGCGCGGUAAUUGUUUCCAUCGGUGCCAUUCUGCAGGCGACUACAUCCGGGCUUGCGCAAUUUUUAGUCGGGCGCAUUGUGGCUGGGUUUGGUUUGGGUAUGAUGACAACCGUCAUCCCUAUUUGGUUAUCGGAAUGCAGCAUGCCCAAAUCGCGAGGCCGCAUGAUGGCGAUGCAGUUGUCAAAUCUGAUUUUUGGCUUGAUUUUGGCGAACUGGCUUGACUAUGGCAUGGCCAAAUAUGCUGGCUCCGUGCAGUGGCGGUUUCCAUGCGCCUUCCAGAUCGUCUUUUGUAUCAUUGUUCUUGUGCUGAUGCCGUUUCUCCCGGAAUCACCGCGAUAUCUUUGUUCCAAAGGGCAGAUCGACCGGGCUCGAGUCUCGCUUGCUGCCUUACGAGCUGGAUAUCCGGACGAUCCCCCCGUCGUUGAGGAACUGAAGGAAAUUCAAUACGCGAUUGCAGUCGAAGCCGAGGAGGCCGGAUCGUGGGCGGAUGUGUUCAGAGAUAAUGGUAUUAGCGGAAACACGCGCGUUGCAAUUGGCUUCGCUGCCAACUUUUUCCAACAGUUAUCUGGCGUGAACGUCAUGUCUUCACUUGGCCCCUAUGUCUUCGAGGACUCGAUCGGCAUGUCGCGCAACGAUGCGAUGCUCGUCUCUGGUGGUCUGCAGAUAUUUUACUUCCUCAGCAGCCUGAUUCCAUGGUUUAUUAUUGAUCGGGUCGGACGUCGUCGUCUGUUUAUGAUCGGGUCUGCGGGUAUGGGGACUUGCAUGCUUCUAUCGGCCAUCUUCGUCGGCAUUGGAACCACAGGCCUCGGAUAUGCCGCUGCAGUCGCACUCUAUUUCUUCCAGACUUUUUUCACUCUGGGCUGGCAGUCAAACAUGUGGAUCUACCCUAGUGAGCUCCUGCCACUCAAACUUCGGCUUCGCGGUGGUGCUUUAGCCGUUGUCUCACAAUGGCUAUUCACAUUCUUGGUGGUUGAAAUCACACCCCCGAUGAUUACCAAUAUCGGCUUUAAGAGUUACAUCGUCUUCGCCGUCAUAAAUUUUGCAACUGUACCUUUUGUGUAUUUUUGCUUCCCGGAAACGAGCAAAAUGCCUCUUGAAGCGAUCGAUUUGUUCUUUGCUGACCGCAAUGGCGAGCGGCCCUCAAUCUUCCAAGUUGUACGCGACUCGAAGAACAAGGAGUUCGUGGAUGACGUGCGGAGGCAGCUGCAGGAGCGAGCGAGGAUGAGAACUAUUACGAAUGACGGGCUCGCAGAAGACAAGGCUGAACAUGUUGAGCAGGAGAAGGUUUGA